AAUUAAUGGUAACAUUUUGUGGUUUCCAAAAGAGAAGAGUUUUCCCAACAUGUCACUUGGACGAAUUAGGUCAAGCCUUGUAAAACUUCAAAUAGCGUCAAAUUACCGAACAUUUUUACGCUCAGCGUCAUCAUCAUAUAAAAGCAAAUAUUCCCUCGAAAAUAUAUAUCCCAACAGUGAUCAAAAUUUCCUCAGGAAGGUGGAAAUCAAGCAGACAUAUAGCAAUGACACACAAGAAGAAUUUACAGGCUAUAUACCACUAGAUGAUAUUCAGAUUAAAGCUGUCAGAGGGAGUGGGCCCGGUGGACAGAAUGUCAACAAAGUCAGCUCAAAAGUAGAAGUACGAUUUCAUGUUGGAAGUGCAUCAUGGAUACCACAUUGGAUCAAGGAAAAUCUCAUCAAAAAUGAGAAAAGUAAAAUAACAAAAGAGGGAUAUUUGGUUGUCACAUCCGAGAAAACACGGACACAGAUGCUGAAUCAGGCCGACUGCUUAAAUAAGGUCAGGGAGAUGAUAUACAGAUCCUCAGAGAAGCUUGAGGAAAUGACCGAAGAGGAUACUAAGAUACUGACAGAGAGGUUUGUCAAAGCAAAUGAAAUACGUCUAAGAAGAAAAAAAGCAGAAUCACUGAAGAAGAGAAAUAGAAGAAGCUUUGAUGAUUAGAUAAUAAAUUUUUAAAAGUUA
Molecule: messenger RNA, 682 nt
Organism: Ostrea edulis (European flat oyster)
Lineage: Eukaryota; Metazoa; Mollusca; Bivalvia; Ostreida; Ostreidae
Product: peptidyl-tRNA hydrolase ICT1, mitochondrial-like
Exons: 6
Coding region: 50-661 (203 amino acids)
Biological process (GO): mitochondrial translational termination
Cellular component (GO): mitochondrial large ribosomal subunit
Molecular function (GO): translation release factor activity
Source: RefSeq, a predicted model, not a curated record